Molecule: messenger RNA, 501 nt
Organism: Ostreococcus lucimarinus CCE9901
Lineage: Eukaryota; Viridiplantae; Chlorophyta; Mamiellophyceae; Mamiellales; Bathycoccaceae
Exons: 1
Coding region: 1-501 (166 amino acids)
Source: RefSeq, a predicted model, not a curated record
AUGACGCUGCGCGGCGUCGCGGCGUCGAGCGUGUAUAAUCUAUUGACGGAUUACGAGGCUUCGCCGCGGGCGUUUCGAGCGGUGCGGAGCGUGAGGGUGAUCGAGUGCGAGGGUGAUGCGUGCGUGGCGAGUAAUAUUUACAUCGAGCAGGAGUGUGAAUGGAAGUUUUUUGUUUUCGGAGGGGCGUUUCCGUGCGCGUUUGAGGUUGAGGAACGCGACGAAGAGAUGAAGAUGAAGUGUUCGCUCGCGCGGGGUCGGCGAGGCACGGGGUUUUUAAAACAGUUUGAGGGGUCGUGGUCGGUGGAGAAUACGAGCGAAGGGGUGCUAAUCGAACACACCCUGAUGGUGAAGCCGAAACUGACCCCGCCGUACGCGAGUAAAAUUUUUGUACAGCAAGUGGAGCAGAUUCUCGAAGACGUGGUGAACGAAAUCGAGACGUGGAACGGCGUCGUCUACGGCAAGCCUCCGCAUCGCCAGGGCGUGGACGCCUCGAUUAUUUAA